AUGACCGAUGAGAGACCUCCAACAGAGCGAAUUGCCUUAAAUCGAAAAAGGACUGUCACAAUCCUCUACAAGCUACGUUAUGGCCUCAGCCAAGUGUGUAACUGGCUGCGGACAGAGCAAGUGAUGGGAGGAGCUUGUAGUAGGAGUAAAGUGUGCAGCCUUAUGAACACAAUGAGCCAGAAUGCAGGCAAAAAAAUUGACGAAGUGGUGGUAGAAGUUAUUAUAAACAAGUGCCAACUGGUAUUAAUUGUAGAUGACUACACAACCAUUCACUCAAUAAGACGACCACAAGACGAGGAACUCACUAAUGCCAAUUUCUUUUGUACUAUCAUCAUCAAAGUUUUCAAAAAUGUUCCAGCCAUACCUGCCUGUCAUGUCUCAACUUAUUAUAAUCCUUCUGGUCUCAAUGUUACUUCCUGUAUAAACACAGUCUCUGGGCCAUCUACUAUGCAUAAAUUAAGUCUAACAUAUUCAUCCCUGAUGCCUUCUUGGAUAACUGACACCUUUUUCAAUCCCGAAUUUGAAAGACACAGGGCAACUGCUCAUGAAUACUGCCACCAUGAGUCUGUUCAGACUAUGAGACAAAUGGACAAUGUACACCUUGUUAACUUUUUCCAAUUAACACUUAAAAGCAAAAAUGACUUUGAUGCUGCAUUUGACCUUGUACUGAGUACCAAACUUUCUGAAUAUCUCAAGUUAUUUCUUAUUCCUCAACCUGGUGACUGGCCUGCUCAGUUCUACUCCAGACAAGUCAUUUACGAAACCCUUCAGAAAUUUUGCUGCCCAUCUCAUGUCUUUGAUAAUCCUCAAGUGUGCCCUACAGAUCAUUCAUAUGCAAGAGUAUGCUCUUCUGGACCCAUACAACAACAAAUGAACGUUAGUACAUCUGGGCAACCAGGAAUUCUUUCCAUAAUUCCGUGUAUUGGACCCCUUCACAUCUCCUUAAAUGGAAAAGAAACUGUGUUUCAUGAUUAUCGGCAAUUUUUUGAGACUGUCUAUAAUAAUCUCUUUCCAAAAAGCAAAUUGGCAAAGAAUCCUAAGCCCUGGAGAAUCAGUCUGAUACUUGAAGUGGUCUACUCUGGAUGGCUUUUUAUCAGGGACAGUGUUAAGAGCAAAUUUUGUUUUUGCAAGGACUUGGAAUACGGAACUCUUUUGAAUUUGAUCGACAAUUAUCUACCACUUGUCCUUUCCAUCUACAGUGUUACUUACAAACAAAAUAACUUUGAAAAGUAUCUGAAUGCAAUGAUCAGGAUAUGGGUGAUGUGUGUUUGUCUUAAGAGACAUCAUUACAAUAAGGCCCCACUAGUUUGGCUUUCUAUGUGCUCUUACUGGGGCAUGCACCAUCCUGCCUUAUAUAAACUGCUUCUGACAAAUUUGGUUAUCUUUGAUGAGUAUCCUGUAGAAAACACUCAUAGUAUCAUACGUUCUAAAACCAACAUCCAUGACACAGCUGAACAAAUACAGAAGAAAGCGAAAGUUGUGUUUCAGUCAAAAAUGGAACAGCAGCACUUCAAAGAACACUUCACCCAACCCAAGAAACCGUAG
Molecule: messenger RNA, 1545 nt
Organism: Porites evermanni
Lineage: Eukaryota; Metazoa; Cnidaria; Anthozoa; Scleractinia; Poritidae
Source: the annotation of a GenBank genome assembly